Molecule: messenger RNA, 1510 nt
Organism: Psammomys obesus (fat sand rat)
Lineage: Eukaryota; Metazoa; Chordata; Mammalia; Rodentia; Muridae
Gene: Spn
Product: sialophorin
Exons: 1
Coding region: 7-1137 (376 amino acids)
Biological process (GO): cell surface receptor signaling pathway; defense response to bacterium; regulation of T cell migration
Cellular component (GO): external side of plasma membrane
Molecular function (GO): transmembrane signaling receptor activity; heat shock protein binding
Source: RefSeq, a predicted model, not a curated record
GAGAACAUGACGAUGCCCAGGACGAUGCCCAGGACGAUGCCCACGACGAUGCUGCCAUACAUACUUGGGACACAUACCAGGGUCCCAAGUACCUCCGAGGCCUCGACUAUCAACGCAACAGUCUCUGUUAGGCCAGUGACAGUGGACCCUACGGAGACGAUCAGCACCCGGGGGCAGACCCCAACCCCAGCUUCCUCAACCCCCUUGGCAACUACUGAAUUUGCUUCUUCUGGGAUUCCGGUGGGUGCCAACGUGACCACCCCCGCACCCGAGCCUACAACCUCUCAGGAAGUUUCCGCCAAGACAUCGAUGUCGCUUCCAGAACCGUCAGCCGUAGCCAGUGACUCACCUGUCACCAAAGCCAAUCCUGUGACAGACCCCACUGAGACAUUUACCUCUCUAGAAACCGUGAUGACCAGUGCAGCCCCCGUCACCAUGACGACAAGCCCCAAGGCCACCAGUGGACCCUCUGUGGCUACAACAGUAAGCUCCAAGAUCACUGGUGCCCCCGUCACCAUGGCUACUGGGUCUCAGGGGCCCUCCACUGAGACUCGUGGACUCCCAGCCACCAGAGCAACCAGUUCUGUGGAGAGUUCCAGUGUGGCCGGUAGCACCCCGGUUUCCAAGAGGAAAAUAUCCAUAGUGCCUACUCCAAAGCCCACCGGGACACCUGACCAGGGAGCAAGCGGCAUGUUGCUGGUACCUAUGUUGGUGGCCUUGCUGGUGGUUUCGUUCCUCGUGCUGCUGCUGCUGCUGUGGCGCCGGCGGCAGAAGCGGAGGACCGGGGCCCUGACCCUGAACAGAGACGGCAAGCGAAACGGGGUGGUGGAUGCCUGGGCCGGGCCAGCUCAGGUGUCUGAUGAAGAGGCCGCGGCGGCAGCAGCAGCAGCGUCAGGGCCAAGGGGCAGCAAGGGCUCCGGGGCCGUGGAGACGGAGGGGUCCGGGCAACGGCCCACACUCACCACUUUCUUCGGCAGACGAAAGUCUCGCCAGGGCUCUAUGGUAAUGGAGGAGCUGAAGCCUGGGCUAGGUUCCAACCUAAAGGGGGAGGAAGAGCCGCUGGUGGGCAGUGAUGAUGAGGCUGUGGAAACCCCCACUUCCGAUGACAAAGCCAGGGCCUCACCUCAAUGCUUAUGAGCAACAGGUCUUCCCCCGCUCCUUAACCCUGGGUCCUGCUGUCCGCAUCCUCACGUUCUGCAUUUGUGAACAUUUGUGGACCAAAUGCAUUCAUCCAUCCAUCCAUCCUCUCUCCCGAACUCUCCCACCUCCUCUUCCUCCACGCUCCCUUUUGGAACCAGUUCCUGAAUCUCCACGAGGAAAAGCAUGGUUGACCCACAGUUCUUCCAAGGACCCCUCCUUGGGAUGUUGGGAUCUGUCAAGAGAAAUGAAAUGACAAACCAGCCAGCUCCCUGGGGUGAAACUUCAGGAGGCACUCGUACCCUCUAGCCCAGUGGGAGCCCCUCUUCGGGACUGCCCCCCCAACCUCCAUUUGCUUUGGGGCAGGCCUGGA